Molecule: messenger RNA, 3148 nt
Organism: Lineus longissimus
Lineage: Eukaryota; Metazoa; Nemertea; Pilidiophora; Heteronemertea; Lineidae
Product: histamine H2 receptor-like
Exons: 2
Coding region: 447-2102 (551 amino acids)
Biological process (GO): G protein-coupled receptor signaling pathway
Cellular component (GO): membrane
Molecular function (GO): G protein-coupled receptor activity
Source: RefSeq, a predicted model, not a curated record
UGGCAUUUCCCGGGCAUAUACGAUGGCUAAAUUCACAUGUGUGCUUGCUUCACCCUAGGUACGCUGAAAAAGCAUUGGUUUCCGACGAAAACCGCCACUGUUUUCAUGACUGACAUGGCGUCAUUGCCUAUGGUGGCCAUAACGAAUUGUUUACAAAGAAAACCUUCCAACAUCAUGUUUCAAAUGACCCCCGCGUUCUCCAAGAAUAAAGCAAGGUUUAAAUAGCCAAACAGUUGCCAUGACACCGCUAGUUUCCGAUUCCUAUCCAAGCUCCAGACCAAGCUGGAUCAGGAAUUCACUGCGGGAAGUAUGAUUUAUUGAUCAGUUCGUGAUUGGCGCUAUGCGUCUAUACACGAGGAGGGUAAUUGUCAUAGUGAUGCGGGAGUCGGGAACACUGGAUGACUACUGUUUGAGGGAUAACAUGUAUUUAAUUUUAGCCUCCAACGAUGACAAAACAAGUCCAACGAAAGAAGAAGGGACCAUUUCAAGGGAACACGUAUGACGUCACGAUGACCACUGAUAGUGACGUCACACCAUUACCUCUGGGGGUCAAGGAUGAAUUACUAGAUGCAGAACUCGGUGCCGCAUUGGGAGGGACGCUCUCCUUGAUCACGAUUGUGACAAUCUCAGGGAAUACUGCACUUCUGGUAAUCCUCCUAAAAACAACCGCGCUCCGGACUAUGACGAAUUCUUUCAUAGUGUCCUUGGCAAUGAGCGAUUUACUGACAGGAAUUUUCGUGAUGCCUUUCUGUGCAGCCGCAAUAAUGACCGGAAGUUGGCCUUUUAUUUCCGGUUACUGUGAAGUCACCGGAUUCAUUCACAGUGUAUGCUCAAUAGCGACAGUUUUGAAUAUUAUGAUGGUGUCUUCGGAUAGAGUCCUCGCGGUCGCGAAACCCCUGAAGUACUCCCUUUGGAUGACGCCCACUGUAGCGGGAAUUAUGAUUGCGUACGUCUGGCUACAGAGUAUUAUAUUCAGUGCUGUUCCUUUUUGCAGUUUCAGCCACUACACGUACGGGAGAGCAAAAGGAUUCUGCGCAUUUGACUGGAGUAGCGGGUCGAACUUUGUUUUGUCGUAUGCCUUAGUCUGUUUACUCAUGCCCGCUUUGAUAACUUUUGUAUUCCUCCUCGUGAUUAUAAAACAUGCCAAAUCCCGUCCGAGUCUCAUGAGCCUCAUGCCCGUCCCCGUGGCGGCCGUGUCUGUAGUCGUCCAUUCGCAACCAAUGGUGAACUACAGACGAAGUACAAUCCAAGCAAUGCGGACUCUUUUUAUCAUCACAGUUGUUGUAGCUGUCUUAUGGACGCCUCAAAUCACUGUGAACAUUUUUGACAUCCACAAAUCCCCUGAUGUCUCUGAGAGCUUUCGGACUAGUGCCAUGUGGUUGUGCCUCAUGUCUAGUAUGACAAAUCCGCUGAUAUUUCUCAGCAACCGAAAAUUCAAAGAGAAAUUCAAGGAGGUGUUCUGCAGGUGUCUUUUGAAGCGUUCGAAUAUUGUCGGAGUGGACGCCAGCGUUACGCAACAUACUGCAAGCACCGCAUUGCCUUAUACGUCUCAUUUCGAACACAGUAACGUAUUCUCCAAAGCCACGCCGUCACAAGCUAACAUACCCGAAGAAGAAGUCUAUCGCAGGGUGUCUUUUUGCGAGCCGCAAGUGAGGAUAGGCAUCAAGACGGAACUGUUACUGGCAGUGCCGAACCGCUGCGGGAAGUCUGGUGUCCCCAUAGCAAAGGUCGAGCCAAUGCUGAUACCGCGAAAGCUCAGCACGGAGGAAAUACGGAGGCUCAGUACAGAAACAUUGCGGAGAUCCAGCGACGUAAGACGGCCAAGCGAUAUCAUACGACGGCCGAGUGAUAUCAUAAGACGGUCAAGUGACAUAAGACGGCCGAGUGAAAUAAGACGAGGGAGUGACGCAAGUCGAGCAGCCGCUCGCGCAAUGUCGCCUACCCAACUUAUCCAAUCCUACCAUAUGGACAUUGAGUCCUCUCUGACGAAUGAGUCCACGUCCACGACAGACGGGUUCCCGCCCGUUGUGCUGUCGGUGACGCCCCAGUUACAUGCUAUCCCUGCCGACAUGGCGGAGGAUAUCAACAAUGACAUGAUCUGAAAGUGACUGGAUCCGAACGCCCAAAGUUCUCCGCAAUGCGGCACGUCCACAUGAACGCCUAUCCCAAUGUUCGACUUAAAUCAGGAGGUCAUACAAUGAGAUAGGCGUUCACUGACGUUGGCGUUGGUACACAUUCUUGAUGUUUCUGCCCGGAGCUCCAAAAAAAUUCCUCAUAUCCCCAAUGGUCAAAGCCAAGAGAAGUUAUAGUGGCAUUUUUAGAGUGAAUAUCACUGAGCAACACAAGAGCACAACAGGCAUUCCGAGAACUCGAAUCAGGUCAGGUUGCUUUGAGAACGUCGCAGGCUGCACUCGCCGCUGGCGAGAAACUUCUCGCAUGGCGGACGAACUCGGGAAUCUAAAUUCUUUAGUAACCUUUAAAAAUAUCUGAAGUCAACUUCACUGCUAAACCUACCCGGGGCGCCAAUCGGCACAGACAUUAUUUGAUUAUUGUCCACAGUUCAUUGUACAUGUAUAAUUUAUCUAUUGCCGUUGCACAUGUGCGUCGCUUGUCAAUUUACACUCCUAAGGUGUUUUGCCGUCGGACUAAUGACAAGAUACAGUCAACUGUUUUGCCCAUCGUCUUAAUAAUGACAGGAUAGGAAAGUGUGAAAUGUCUAACUAAGGCCCUCCAUCUUACUAAGAGUGGUCAUAUCUAGUGUGUAUUCCAAGGUCAUUAUUAAGAAUAGUCACAGUCACAAUCUAUUAUAUGGGGUGUCCUCAAAAUGCAAAUGGUCAGUCACAAGAUGAGCUAUACGACCUUUGGCAACACACAUGACUAUCUUGCCAUUAUUAUUAUUAUUAUUAUUAUUGACUAAUUUGUCAUCAGCUUGUAUGUAAAGCCUUUGGCAACACACUUUAUUAUCAAAGCAAGUGUCUAUUACAUCAAGUAUGAUCUUGGGCAACACACCUGACUAUCUUGUCAUCAGCUGCAUGUUAUACCUCAGGCAACACACUUGACUAUUUUACCACUAGUUUGGUGUAGCACCUCAGGCAACACACUUGACACCAAUUAAGCCCAAUAAAAGAAAAACGAAACUUCUUUGCAG